AUGUCUACAGCAGAAAGUGAAGACGUUUAUUCUGAUCUGUAUUCCAUCAUCUCUCAGGUAACAUCUAACACAGCCAACGAUAUUGAGCAAUUGCCAUAUGCUUUGACGUUCAAAACAUCCUUGAUCUUUGUGGGUGCUACCGUUGGUGGGCUACUGUUUGGCUAUGAUACAGGCGUAAUAUCAGGUGUUCUGCUUUCUUUGAAGCCUGAAGAUCUGUCCUUGGCAGUUUUGACUGAUUUUCAGAAGGAGCUGAUAACUUCCAGUACCAGUGUCGGCUCCUUUUUUGGUUCCAUGCUAGCGUUUCCAUUAGCAGAUAAAUGUGGAAGAAGAAUUACCCUCGCGAUUUGUUGUUCAAUCUUUAUUCUGGCUGCAAUUGGAAUGGCUACAGCAAGAACAUUGAAAUUCUUGAUUUGUGGUAGACUAGUGGUUGGGAUCGCCGUUGGGGUAUCUGCCCAGUGUGUCCCUUUAUUUCUAAGCGAAAUCUCACCUUCCAGAAUCAGGGGUUUUAUGUUGACUUUGAACAUUAUUGCCAUCACUGGAGGUCAAUUGAUUUCCUAUGUAAUUGCAUCUCUUAUCCAAGACAUCGAUAAUUCUUGGAGAUAUUUGUUUGCAUUUUCCGCUAUUCCCGCCAUCUUAUUCAUUUCCAUACUGGACUUUAUACCUGAAUCGCCACGAUGGUCCAUUUCUAAAGGAGAUGUUCUCUAUGCUAGGGAUUCUUUAAAAAUGCUAUAUCCCACUGCAUCUACUCAUCAUGUUAAUAGUAAAAUCAAGCAGCUAAUAAUUGAACUUGAUAAGUUACGAAUAUACAAAGAUGUCAGCGAACCCUUACUUGUGCAAGCUCAUUCUCCCAUUCGAUAUGUGGAUACUUCGGUCUCAGGAACUUCAAGUCCAUCCAAUGGUAAGAGGCUUUCUUCAAAUACAGAAAGAAACAUUAAUACAAUCUCUUCCUCGUCUGCUAUUCUGUCAUCGCUACGAGAACCAACCUCAAACGGAGUUACAUCCCAUAGAAAGAAAAGACAUAGGAUGGAACCGCGUACGAUAAGAGCGUUAAUAGUAGGUUGUGUGUUAAUGUUCUUCCAACAAGUCACUGGUUUCAAUGCGUUUAUGUAUUACGCGGCAAUAAUAUUUGCAAGGUUUGAUAUAAAAAAUCCUCUACUACCCCCAAUUUUAAUUGCCUCAACAAACUUCAUCUUCACUUUUUUCGCGAUGUACACUAUGGACUCCUUGGGAAGAAGAGCAAUUCUUUUGAGAACAAUUUGGAUUAUGACGCUCGGGUUACUUCUCUGUAGUGUAGGCUUCGGUCAUAACCGAGUUAGUUUACUUUUGACCUCAGUUGUAAUUUACGUUGCGGCAUACGCCUCAGCUAUGGGCAGUGUUCCAUGGACGUGUGUGGAGUUUCUUCCUUUGAACAGGAGAUCGUUUGGGGCAUCCUGUAUAGCCUGCACGAAUUGGCUAACCAAUGCACUUGUUUCGAUGACAUACUUGAGUGCUAUCAACACGAUUGGUGAUGAGAGCACAAUGCUCGUGUUUGCUUUUUUUACUGUUUGUGCCUGGUUUUUCGUGUAUUUUUGGUAUCCAGAAGUCAAGGGUUUGUCAUUGGAAGAAAUUGGAAAAGUUUUUGAUGAUGGAGUUGAUGUUCAUUAUGUCUUUCGCACCUAUCAUUAA
This is a messenger RNA of Saccharomyces mikatae IFO 1815, 1665 nucleotides long. It is a transcript of the gene CIN10, whose product is annotated as Cin10p. Gene Ontology annotation, cellular component: membrane. The coding region runs from base 1 to 1665 and encodes 554 amino acids. The record is from RefSeq and is a predicted model, not a curated record. The transcript has a single exon. Gene Ontology annotation, molecular function: myo-inositol:proton symporter activity. Gene Ontology annotation, biological process: transmembrane transport. Lineage: Eukaryota; Fungi; Ascomycota; Saccharomycetes; Saccharomycetales; Saccharomycetaceae.